AUGUCACUUGACAUUGAGAAAUUUGUUAAUGAUUGUCCCAAAUGUACUGAACAUAGAACACAACAUCAUGAACCCCUUUUGCCCAGUGAGCUUCCAUCUCGUCCUUGGGAAAAGGCAGCGAUUGAUCUCUUUAAACUUGAAGGAACAUGGUUCGUAGUAAUCACUGACUGUUUUUCACGUUAUUUUGAAAUAGCUACAUUAAAGAACCUGUCAACUGCUGAAAUAAUCGAAAAAUGCAAAUCUGUAUUCUGCCGUCACGGUAUACCAAUUGAGCUACGAUCUGAUUGUGGUACACAGUUUGCUACCAGAUACACUGGUCUUGAAAACUCUGAAUUCAAAAAGUUUGCUCAAAGCUAUAACUUUAAACUUGUGACAAGCAGUCCAAGCUACCACCAAAGUAACGGUGCAGCUGAAGCUGCAGUCAAAAUAGCGAAGAGUGUACUAAAGAAAAACAAAGACGACCCAUAUUUAGCCCUCCUAACCUACCGCAAUACACCUCUAUCCACAAGUGGAUACAGUCCUGCUCAGCUAAUAUACAACAGACCACUGCGAGAUAACCUGCCUGUUUUACCUAAAAAACUUGAAAUCAAACCCGAUCUCUCUCAACUAAAGGAAAAAGAAGAUACUUACAAAGCAUCUUACAAGAGAAACUACGAUAGGCGCUACGCUACAAAAGAACUUCCAUCGCUGCCUGUAGGUAAGAAAGUAUGGAUCCAAGACCUAAAAAGAGAUGGUAUUAUUAUCAGCUUAGGACAAGAGCCAAGGUCAUACUGGGUUAAGACAGGAAACACUACGUUGAGAAGGAAUCGACACCACCUUUUGCCUUACAAAGGUAAUACAACCAAACCGAACAAUCCUAUUCCUUUAUCCAUCAAAGAUACAACGUCAGAUCCUCUGCCAUUUACUACUGUUACUCAAAACAACUCUUCCCUAUCAAAUACUGCUGAAAGAACAACUACUACACCAUCUAGAAUAACUCAAGAUAAAAGUAAACCUUUUUCACGAUCAACUACUCCCAAUCAAGAAGCUGCAAUAAAACAAUCAUCAAGAGGCAGAAUUAUAAGACCUACGAAACGUUUUCCUGACUAA
Molecule: messenger RNA, 1089 nt
Organism: Macrosteles quadrilineatus (aster leafhopper)
Lineage: Eukaryota; Metazoa; Arthropoda; Insecta; Hemiptera; Cicadellidae
Exons: 1
Coding region: 1-1089 (362 amino acids)
Biological process (GO): DNA integration
Molecular function (GO): nucleic acid binding
Source: RefSeq, a predicted model, not a curated record